AAGUUCUUCUAUGAUCCAACAGUUUUGCCGAAUAAUUGGUGAAACCAGUUGAGAUAAUCCAGGGGUCUGUUGGGCUCGUAAUCUAUCAGCUCGAGAUGAAAACGGACACGAGCUUCAGAAACGGAAGGAAACCUCUGCGGCUCUGCCACUAGCUUCUUCUCACUGCCUGGCCGGCGGCACCCCACCGACAGCAGAAAAUCCGCUCGCCGGCAGGAGGGGCCCCGCGUGCGCUCGGCCUCACGUGUCAGGAGCUUCCCGCGGGGUGGAAGGUCUCUCGCGCUGGCGCGGCUGUUCGCUGUUCGUGCGGGCGCGGCGGAUCCGGUGGGGCCGCGUUUCCACUGGGCUGCUACUGUAGCGGCAGCAGCAGCGAGGCGAGCGGCACUCAUCACCAAGGAGGAGUCCGAGAACUCGCCAUAAUUCCUAGCCACUGUGCUGCUGUAGCACAACUCCACCCUCCUGUUCCUCUUCCUCCUCCUCCUCCUCGCCGCCGUCGAGUGCCCGGAAAGAUUUGAUCUUUUUGGGCUCCGGUGGCCAAAGCUUGGUUGGAUUCUACUUUCCGGUAGGGCUCGUGGAGGGAGUUGUUGCAGGGGCGGAUGCCGCCCUGAUGUAGAUUUUCUCUCCGCUUUGCCCGGUGCUAACGUCUCUCGCGGAGUCGCAGUUGCAACCGUUCCGGUGUUCCACGAUCUGCCAGUUGGAAGCCAUGGGCAUGGACGGAAGAGGUUUCUUGGGCGGACAGUGAUCACAUUUGGUGGCGGUGGAGGAGGAGGCCAUGAAGGAGACGGGCGAGGAGAGGUGCCUUGACCCGCAGCUAUGGCACGCGUGCGCCGGCGGCAUGGUGCAGAUGCCCCCCGUGCGGUCCCGCGUGUACUACUUCCCGCAGGGCCACGCGGAGCACGCGCACGGCGGCGGGGCGGACCUCGCCGCGGCAGCCGGGCCGCGCGCGCUCCCGGCGCUCGUGCUCUGCUCCGUGGCGGGGGUGCGGUUCUUGGCUGAUCCGGAAACCGACGAGGUGUUUGCCAAGAUCCGGCUGGUGCCGGUCGCACCCGGCGAGGUUGAGUUCCAGGAGCCCGAUGAGCUCGUAGGCGACCCCGCGGACGCCCGGGAGAAGCUGGCCUCCUUCGCCAAGACGCUUACGCAGUCCGACGCCAACAACGGCGGCGGGUUCUCGGUGCCGCGCUACUGCGCGGAGACCAUCUUCCCCAAGCUUGACUACCGGGCCGACCCGCCGGUGCAGACGGUGCUCGCCAAGGACGUGCACGGGGAGGUGUGGAAGUUCCGGCACAUUUACCGGGGCACACCGCGCCGGCAUUUGCUCACCACGGGGUGGAGCACGUUCGUCAACCAGAAGAAGCUCGUCGCUGGGGAUUCCAUCGUGUUCUUGCGCACAGAGCAUGACGAGCUGUGUGUCGGGAUACGGCGUGCAAAGCGGGUGUCUUGUGGUGGCAUGGAGUGCAUGUCAGGGUGGAACGCUCCUGGGUAUGGGGGGUUCUCGGCGUUCUUGAAGGAAGAGGAGAGUAAACUUAUGAAGGGUCCUAGUGGGUACACGAGGGGCAGGGGGAAGGUGAAGAUUGCAGAUGUCAUGGAUGCGGCAAGCCUAGCGGCAAGUGGGCAGUCAUUUGAGGUGGUGUACUACCCCAGAGCUAGCACGCCAGAAUUUGUUGUGAAGGCUGCAUCGGUUCAGAAUGCGAUGAGGAUCCAGUGGUGCCCUGGGAUGAGGUUCAAGAUGGCGUUUGAGACGGAGGAUUCGUCAAGGAUUAGCUGGUUUAUGGGGACAAUAUCUUCUGUUCAGAUUGCUGAUCCGAUCCGAUGGACGAAUUCACCGUGGAGGCUUCUUCAGGUGGCGUGGGAUGAACCAGACUUGUUGCAGAAUGUGAAAUGUGUUAACCCAUGGCUCGUGGAGCUCAUAUCAAGCAUUCCACCGAUUCAUCUGGGAGCAUUUUCUCCACCUAGAAAGAAGUUGCGGGUGCCCCAACAUCCUGACUUUCCAUUUGAUGGUCAGCUGUUGAAUCCAAUAUUCCACGGCAACCCACUUGGUCCUAGCAACAGCCCCAUAUGCUGUUUCCCGGACAAUGCUCCUGCAGGCAUACAGGGAGCCAGGCAUGCUCAAUUUGGUUUACCCCUAACAGACCACCAGCUUAACAAGCUGCACCGUGGUCUGUUCCAAGGCGGUGGUUUUAACCGUCUUGACGCUAUCACUCCGCCUUCGCGGAUAUCCAAGGGUUUCGUAAUCACCAGUGCACCAGUCCAUGAGAGUGUCUCUUGCUUAUUGACAAUUGGCACAUCACAGAGCGCAGACAAAUCUGAUGACAGAAAGAAACCCCAUAUAAUGCUGUUUGGAAAGCCUAUUCUUACGGAGCAGCAGAUGAAUUCCAGAGCAUCAAGCGAAACGUUCUCCCCAGAGGCUACUGGAAACAGUUCAUCUUCUGGCAAUGUGCAGAAGAGAGCAAAUGUAUCUUAUGGUUCUGGAUCAUCGAUUUGCAUUGGUUUCUCGUCUCAAGCUUCUGAGCUUGGGUUAGAAGCCGGGCACUGCAAGGUAUUUAUGGAAUCUGAGGAUGUUGGUCGCACCAUCGAUCUGUCUGUCUUUGGGUCAUACGAAGAGUUGUAUGGUCAGCUAGCUGACAUGUUCGGAAUCGAGAAAGCGGAACUAAUAAGCCAUCUUCGUUACCGUGAUGCAGCAGGUGCUGUCAAGCAUACUGGUGAAGAACCAUUCAGUGACUUCAUGAAAGUAGCACGGAGGCUCACCAUAAUAGAAGGCAGCGGGGGGAGGCUGCAGAAACCUCUCAUGGAAUGUAUGGUUGAGCGGGCUUGAGUGCAUGACCUUUCAAGGAAUGCUAAUCUGAAGCUUGUGGAAGACUAAGCUUAGAAUGAAGGAAUUGCUACAUUUUCAUUUGUGUUCGUUUGCCGUGAAGCAGACCCGCCAUGUUUGUUUGGAAUUGUGGAAAGCCUCAGUAAGGGUUUUCUUCAACUGUUUACUAAACUUGUUCAUCAGAUACUUUGUUGUGAUCUGUUGUGAUGUACUCGAGUGGAAGUUGAUAAAUAACUUCUUCGAUGAAUUAGCCUGAAAUAAAGUUUGAGUUGUGUUA
Messenger RNA from Phragmites australis (common reed), 3083 nucleotides. RefSeq names its product auxin response factor 22-like. Bases 770 to 2809 code for a protein of 679 amino acids. The record is from RefSeq and is a predicted model, not a curated record. Gene Ontology annotation, cellular component: nucleus. Gene Ontology annotation, molecular function: DNA binding; protein binding. Gene Ontology annotation, biological process: response to hormone; regulation of DNA-templated transcription. The transcript is spliced from 4 exons. NCBI's taxonomy places the organism in Eukaryota, Viridiplantae, Streptophyta, Magnoliopsida, Poales, Poaceae.